Molecule: messenger RNA, 1559 nt
Organism: Cotesia glomerata
Lineage: Eukaryota; Metazoa; Arthropoda; Insecta; Hymenoptera; Braconidae
Gene: CARPB
Product: carbonic anhydrase-related protein 10
Exons: 10
Coding region: 347-1309 (320 amino acids)
Molecular function (GO): zinc ion binding; carbonate dehydratase activity
Source: RefSeq, a predicted model, not a curated record
UCAGUCAAGUGAAUAUAAGUCUCUUAGAAUGUGUCACAGAAUGCAAAUAAAUCAUAUUUUUAUUUUUACUUUGUUAUUAUUUUUACUAUCAUUGGCAAUGACUGAUACGAAUAAUAACAAUAAUAAUAGUUCUAAUAAUUCUAAAACUGAAUUAGAGUUACCAACUGAAGUGUUGACUAAAAAAUUUAUACCUUUUAAUGAACAUAUAGAGACUGUUGAAAGUACAAUCAUCAAUGUGCCCGUUCGCUGUCCCCCUAGUAUGGUAAAAGUUGGAAAACGGUGUCGAACUAUUUUCUAAAUAAGGAGAACCAGAAAUCAUGUUUAAUUAAUAAAAUUAUCACUCGGGAUGGCCCCCUACAGCUCCGUGUACUUGGGCAUCUGGGGAGUUUUUAUAUUUGUUCUGAUAAAAGAAUCAAGACCAGUCAGUUGGGAAGAAUGGUGGACGUAUGAUGGAAUUUCCGGGCCGGCGUUUUGGGGUUUAAUUAACCCAGAAUGGUCACUUUGUAAUAAAGGACGUAGACAAUCUCCGGUAGAUCUCGAACCUAAGAGACUACUUUUCGAUCGCAAUCUUCAACCGCUUCAUUUAGACAAACACGCGAUACGAGGAAUUCUCGCAAAUACUGGCCACGGAGUAGUUUUCUCCGUAGACAAUGGUACACAACAUCCCGUCAAUAUAUCAGGCGGGCCGCUGAGCUAUCGCUAUCAGUUUCAUGAAAUUCACUUGCAUUACGGGAUGAGUGAUCAUCUGGGAAGCGAACAUACUGUAGAUGGCUAUGCAUUUCCCGCUGAGAUUCAAAUAUUUGGAUUUAAUUCUCAACUCUACAGUAAUUUUUCCGAUGCUCUUCAUCGGCCUCAAGGAAUUGUUGCAGUUUCGUUGUUACUUCAGCUGGGAGACCUCUCGAAUCCCGAGCUAAGACAGUUCACAGAUAAAUUGAACGAAAUUAAAUUUGGAGGAGAGGUCACGGAAAUUACUCGCUUCGCUGUACGAGAUCUUUUACCGGACACGAAUCACUACAUGACGUACGAGGGCUCCAUUACUAUGCCAGCCUGUCAUGAAACCACAACAUGGAUUAUUCUCAAUAAACCAAUAUAUAUUACUAAGCAGCAGCUCAUCGCUCUAAGAACUCUGAUGCAAGGUGAGAAGCGACACUCAAAAGCACCAUUGGGGAAUAAUUUCAGACCACCACAAGUACUGCACCAUCGUCCUGUACGAACGAAUAUCGAUUUUAGUGUGCAGGGAGUAAAAAAUUGCCCGACUAUGUAUCGAGAUAUAUAUUACAAAGCAAAUAGUUGGGAACUAUCCGACUAAAUGAGAUAUUAUUAAAUGAAGUGCUGCUGUACAUGCUUUUUCAAGAGUUAUAAACUUUAUUGUAUAAAAAAAAUUCAACAUAUCAAUGCGCGUAAAACCACGUGGCACGAUUUUGUGCAUAUACUAUAUAUGAGUAAGUCAACAAAAUGAAGAAAUAAAGAAGAUAUUAAUUGAACGAUAACUGCGCCAAUAUAACAUCAAAAAUGCUUUGUUGCAAUACUUAUUAGACCUCAUUUGCCAAUUAUGUUUU